Molecule: messenger RNA, 1860 nt
Organism: Colletotrichum navitas
Lineage: Eukaryota; Fungi; Ascomycota; Sordariomycetes; Glomerellales; Glomerellaceae
Exons: 3
Source: RefSeq, a predicted model, not a curated record
AUCCAAGACAGCCUGCCAGCUAUGGAAACCUGCGAGGGACUUCUUUUGAUCCCUCCUGACCGCGGUCAGAUCUUGGGCCGCGCCAUCUGGAAGCCACGAUAUGUAGUUGUCGGGCCUCGCAACGUCCAGAGAGAAGCCCUCACCAACCCGACUGGUCCUCAAACCACAGGCAUAAACCGCAAUGGCGUCCCUCCAAAGAUCCAGCCCAAAAUUCCCGCCAACGACGACUAUUACAUAACCAUUUUCAAGCCCAAGGACGAUUGGGAAGCCUCGUAUCAGUACUCCGUCAGCUCUGUCGUGGACUGUCAAGUCCAAAUGCUCGCCCAUCGCAAACAAGGCCCCGUCCUGCCGACUCUCGUCAUCACGAUCAACGACAAGGAGAAGAAACGGCGUUCUAGUAGAGCUGCUGGUCUGAUCUCCAGCAAAGAAUCUUCCGCCACCACCUUGUGGUUCCGCACACCUCCCGAUGAUCACCACAUUAGUCUCCACGACUGGGCCCGUUUCAUUCUUUCGAGGAAGCUCCCCAUGAGCCCCGAGAGCCCGGCCUCUCCAUCUUUCACCAAUCCGUUUACACAGCAGCGGUCGCGGGAUGUCGAUUAUUUCCCACGACCUCCCAGUGGAAACCCGAAUUCCCGUACCACCUUGCAGCACAAGAACUCGGUGCAGACGUACUCUAGCCGGGAUCGCCCUACUACCUACAGCUCCGAUUCCCCAAGUUUACGGUCAAAGGCGAGUGACGUCUCUUCACCAACCAGCGGCAACCACCCAGCCCACAUGGGCUUCGCCAUGCCGGACCCCAACAAAUACACAACGGUGCUCCCGUCCGAUAUUCCCUCGCCUGUGGCUACGAUGAGCGAUUAUCAAAGAAGCGAACUGAUUGAGGGCUGGACUGUCGCACAAGGGAGAUCGUCUACAGUCAGCUCGCCGAUCCGCGGACGCGGCAGCGUCAGCUCUGGCGGCGCACAGCCUUUUCCUGGGGCCGACUCCAGUUCCCCACCAAAUCAACGAGAGACGAUCCUUGACAGAGCCUUCCAGCUGCGCUGUAUUCCUGGCUCUGAACGUGAGACGCCGGGUGAAGAGAAGCUCACCUCCUUGGCCCGCUUUGAUGCCUUGAUGCGCGAAGCAGACCAAAAGAUGCGUCAGCAGGCAAAGGAGGCGCACGCCGAGAAGAUGGCGAUGCUAAGCGCAUUUGACGAGGAUGACGACUCAUCCGAGGAUGAGACAGAGGAGGAUGAUGAAGACGACGACGACGAAGACCAUGAAGAGUACGCGCAUGAAGCAGAUGCCAAUGGCAACCGUCAGACCUUGAUCCCGCCAAAUGCUCAGCGCGCUCUCGAAUUCCUCGCCAGCCGUCAAGACGACGCAAUGUCACCCCGGUCAGCCGUGAUGAGGAGUUCGCCCGCCAACUUCAGUGUCCCCUUGCAGGCUCCUGCCCGACCACAUACGGCUCAUUCCAAGAUGCGGUCGAGCGUCACGCAAAGGACAACCAGCCAGACUCAGUCCAUGGGCCAGGAAAGGCUCGAUGUGCCGAUCUCUUCAUCCGGUAAGACAUCCGAAGAUGCCAACUUCCGAGCCAGCGGGGGAAAGCGGGCGUCCGGCUCCAGCGCCAAGCGACUUAGCUUCACCGAGUUCACCAAGCGUCUCUCGAGCACCAGCAGCUUACUUCUCGUCCAGACCAACACCAGCGGCGGGAGCAGUCGCCGCAGCAGCGAAUACGACCUAAGUCCCUCUCUGGCACCCAAAGGUGCUUUGAACGCUAGGGGUGUUCCCCCGAAGCCUCACGAUGUCGAACGUGAGGAACAGGAGCGGCAUUAUGGAUGGCGGAACAGCGUCGGAUUCAUAGAAGGCGGCUUGAUCUGA